Messenger RNA from Durusdinium trenchii, 1785 nucleotides. NCBI's taxonomy places the organism in Eukaryota, Dinophyceae, Suessiales, Symbiodiniaceae. The record is from the annotation of a GenBank genome assembly.
CAAGAACCGAACUUGCCAAAUCGACCCGUGCUUUUGGUCAAUUACGCGGUGAAAGAUGAUCUCCUCUGACGCUAAGCUCCAAAAAAGUGGCUGCUCGACUCCUCGUCUCUCACGUGCAACAAAGAAUCCGUUGGAUCACUUGAACUCUUUGCACUAGUUUUCCGGAUGCAGAGCCGAGCUUUUGUGGAACAUGUCAUGGAUAAAGGAAGGAUCAAGGAGUUGUCAAGGGGUGCAAAGCAGUUAUGCAAUGCUUUACAAAGGCUGGCUUUUGCCAAGGAGCAACUUGGCCGAAGCAUCUUCUUCAGGGCAGGAUGAUCUUAGCCUUUCUUGCUUGCUUAAUGUUGCUCUUGGGUGUUACACCCACCAAAUUCAUUCGAUUUACUGUUUGUUCAUGUCCAUAUGUCAAACCAGCUGACUCCAUGGAGGAAGUAUUUCUGAAUAUGUGAUCCAAGGAGAAGCUCGCCGCUAAUGCCGAUCUGUCUGCAGUAGCAAAGGCGCGUGGCAUUGACUUCUUCCUGGUGGCAUUUGUCGACCUGCGGGGUGUCUUGCGGACAAAGAUGGUCCCCAGCAGUGCCAUCAAACAGAUUCAACGUGAUGGAGCAGGAUUCGCACCAGCAGCGACAUGGCUGGAUUUCGGGCCGCAUGCGGCAGACCUUCUGGUGAUGCCCGACGCCAGUACUUUGCUCCAGGUACCUUUCAGUCCGGAGCUGGCAGUGGUUAUGGGCGAUUGUUUCAUCGAAGGAAAAGAAGUAGCACAGUCACCGCGUGCAGUGUUGAAGGCCCAGAUCGCAGAAGCCCAGAAGCGCGGUUACGUGUUGAAGUCCGGCGUGGAGGCAGAAUUCUUCAUUCUAUCUGCGCAGAAUGAUAGCAUUUCUGAUGAGCGGGACAUCCAAAGCAAGCCGUGUUAUGAUGCUCAAUCGAUGAUGCGAAGAUACGCACUGUUAGCAGACAUCGUGAAGACCUUGAAUGCCUGCGACUUCGGGGUGUAUCAAACAGAUCAUGAAGAUGCCAACGGUCAAUUUGAGAUCAACUGGCACUACCGGGAUUGUCUUACAACCGCAGAUCAACACGUCUUCUUCAAAUGGGCAGUCAAGACCUUGGCUGAGCGCCACGGCUUCCGUGCAACCUUCAUGCCCAGACCCUUCAGCAAUCUCAGUGGGAAUGGAUGCCACAUCCAUUGCUCCCUCUGGUCGGGGGAGAAGAAUGUCUUCGAGGGCAAGGAGAGCAUUUCGGACUUGGCUUUGCAGUUCUUGGGCGGAGUCCUGGCGAAAGCUCCAAGCUUCUGUGCGGUUACUAACCCAACGGUGAACUCCUACAAGCGGCUAAAUGGUGCCGCCACCGCUUCUGGUUACACCUGGUCUCCGAACCGUGUGUCGUGGAGCGGCAACAAUCGGAGUCACAUGGUCCGGGUUCCGGACAAUGAUCGUUUUGAGCUCCGAUUGGCGGAUGGAGCGGUGAACCCAUAUUUGUUGCCUGCCUUGAUGAUGGCCUGUGGAUUUUGGGGGAUUGAUACGAAGGCUGAUCCAGCAAAGUGCUCAUUCCCCGCCAAUGUGAAUAUGUACGAGAUUCCUGAUGGCUCGCCCAAGUUGGAAGGUAUUGCCUCGUUGCCGAGGAACCUUAUCGAUGCCACGCGAGCAUUGGAAAGUGACAAAGACUUAUCAGCUCUGCUAGGUGCAGACUUCAUGAGAGCCUUCAUCAAGCUUCAAAAGCUGGAAUGGGCAGACUUUUCAGCUCAUCUCUCCACCUGGGAGCUGAUGCAAACCCUUGAUUGCUGAAGCCGCAGUC